CCACCCAAGUGGUUGUCACCUACUGUAGAAGGAAUACCGAUGGAUUUUUGGUGAUGUCAGAGUAACGAGAGCGUAUUGAGCGGGAUGCGCUGGUAUGACAUGGAACUCGGACUGCUGUGGACUUGCCGGAUAUGUGCUUGGUGCUGUUCUAAGCCUCGGGGUCGAUUUGGGCGGUAGGAUGCGAAUUUGUUUCAUCCGUCAGCAGCAGGGUGAGAGAGUACGAGUAUACGAUGAUACUGCCGCGGUUGGGUCGAGAGAAGAGACAUGGAUGCCACUCGGUGAACAACCGUGUCCAUCCAUACCUACCGGCAGUAUGCGGCAGUAUGUGUGUGCUUUGCAUGCUGCUUUGUUUGGGUGCUAGAAGCUGGCAAUAGGCAAUAUGCACAUGCAAGUAUGAGCAAUC
Molecule: messenger RNA, 403 nt
Organism: Trichoderma harzianum CBS 226.95
Lineage: Eukaryota; Fungi; Ascomycota; Sordariomycetes; Hypocreales; Hypocreaceae
Exons: 1
Coding region: 95-361 (88 amino acids)
Source: RefSeq, a predicted model, not a curated record